This is a messenger RNA of Gadus morhua (Atlantic cod), 2264 nucleotides long. It is a transcript of the gene dele1, whose product is annotated as DAP3 binding cell death enhancer 1. The record is from RefSeq and is a predicted model, not a curated record. Gene Ontology annotation, biological process: extrinsic apoptotic signaling pathway via death domain receptors. Bases 179 to 1804 code for a protein of 541 amino acids. The transcript is spliced from 12 exons. Gene Ontology annotation, cellular component: mitochondrion. NCBI's taxonomy places the organism in Eukaryota, Metazoa, Chordata, Actinopteri, Gadiformes, Gadidae. Gene Ontology annotation, molecular function: protein binding.
GGUUUCGUUGCGUCAUCGUAGUAGUACCGCUUCCGGUAUGGUGUGUUUCCAAAAUAACUCGUGAUUCGGACAGCACAGGUCAACAAGACGAGCGAUUCAAACCAUCUCCCCAACGGAUUAGGACGCCACCCCAGCUGUUCUAAAGAUGGAGCCUCUUUAGACCUCCUUGUGGAUCAUCAUGUGGAGGCUCCAAGGCUUCUUUAGUAGAGUACUCCACAGGUGCCAUGGCAACGCCCCCUUACGGCUGUCCCAGAACCACUGUGUGGAGGACGAGGUCGUCAAUGGCUCCAAUCUCCUCUCCAACUCUCUGAACACAACUGACAGCAGCUCCCAGAGAGAAAAAGAUGGAGGGAAGGGGAGGAAACAGAAGACCUCACGCUUCUGCCACACUGAGCUCCCUCGCUACACGGCUCUGGAUGCCGUGGGAUGGGGGGCCGCGGCUGCCCUGCUGAUGCAGAUCUGCAGGCGGCUCCACUCCCAGUGGUCCUCGGGGCCCGAGGCCGGCCCCGGCCCAGCCACCGGGCCAGGAGCCUGGGCUUCUCCCGAGGCGCUGCACAAGUGUGGCUACCGAGUCCUGCUGGAGAUCUUGUCCAAACCAGACGCCUUUCCCAGAGCGGGGGGGGGUCUGUGUAUGCACAUUUUGCCAGAGGGACAAGGCCAGGCUCAGCCUCAGCUCCACAACUUCAACAGUAGCAGCAGAAGCAGCAGCAGAAGCAGUAGAAGCAGCGAAGACCUGGUGCACUUUUCCAUCGACAGUCUUCGAUCUGACCACCAGAGGGCGGACUUGGGUCACGAUGGUUCUAGACAAGAACCUCAAUCCCCAUCUUCAUCCGCGCACCUUGAGCAAGAUCUCCCGGUGUUUAACGGCACCCAGACGCCUGGAGACGACGGCCCGGAGGUGUUGAGUGGGGGGGAGGGGCUGAUGGAGGCCGCCUCCACCCUGGGCCACGUGGGACACUCCAGCGUACCGGUGGUCCUGAACAUCAUCGGCCUGGACAGCGCCCAGACCCAGCGCCACCAGCAGGCCUUCCCCUGCUUCGCGGCGGCGGCGCGGCGCGGCUACAGCCAGGCCCAGUACAACGCGGCCGUGUGCUGGGAGACGGGGCGCGGCGUGGCCCAGGACACGGAGCAGGCUCUGCAUUACUACUGGCUGGCGGCGGCGGGAGGCCACGCCCAGGCCCAGUACCGCUACGCCAAGCUGCUGCUGACCAGCAGGAGGCAGCCUGACCCUCAUGAGUGGAGCGCCGCCGUGCGUCUGUUGGAGCUGUCUGCGGCCUCCGGGCUCACUGAGGCCCAGGUCUUCCUCGGGUCUGUGUUCUCCCAGGAGGCGGUGGUCGACGGGCGCAAGGCCGUGCAUUACCUGAAGAUGGCGGCAAAGAGCGGCGACGGCAGGGCCUUGCUCCAUUUGGGCCGCUGCUACGACCGCGGCUUCGGGGUGCGGCAGAGCUCAGCGCUGGCGACGGGCUUCUAUGAGCGGGCGGCCCGGGCAGGAAACAGCCAGGCUCAGGGCCUACUGAGGCUCCGUCGAGAGGACGAGGCUGCGUUGCGCUCCAUCCGCUCAUCCCCCUGUUUCUUCGGUGUGUCUCGCCUCCACCUCCACCACCACCAGCAGCAGCAGCAGCAGCAGCAGCCGCUGGUCACUCCCCGCAUCACCUCCACCAUCGCCGCCCACCCCCACCUCGCCGCCGGCCUGACCCACUCAUGGAGCACGGGGAGCCUGGCCUCCACCACCUCGCAGCCCCUCCACCUGCACCUCCUCCCUCAGGGUGGAGGAGGCCCCAGUCGCUGGACCCUGGGCGUGUAGAGCCACGCAGACGCUAGAGCAACAUAUGGAAAACCAAAAAAGGAGAAUGUAUUGUGAUUUUAUACGAGUGUGUGGAUCUACAACCGGACAGUGAGGCGAAGACUGUUACAUAGGUCACCUCCUGCCAUUAGCCGUACGUGUGUGUGUGUGUGUGUGUGUGUGUGUGUGUGUUUUUUAUCUGUAAAAAGGAGUGUGGGUGUGUGAUUGAGUGAGAGAGAGAGAGAGGAUCCUCUAUACUACUACUUGCCUACUGAUCAUGUGCUCUCACUAAGUGGGAUGUAGGAGCUGGUAUACGCUACAACAUAAAAUGAGCCAUUUUGGCUGAAAUCUGUCAUAGAAAUAUACCAAGUAUGUUCUGUCCGCAGGCACCGUUGCAAAACGCACAAUACAAAAAUAAAUGUUGUCCCAAGUAGGUCUACCAUUUAUUUGUCAGCAAUAAACACGAAGCAUAUAACGUUAA